GUCAGGGAGUCGCACAACAUGUGUCAUGGUGUACAUUGAGUGGUUUUUGUUUUUGACGGGACGAACUCUAAAUUAUCCCCCUACUGCCCCAAGUAUUCUACACUUACGCUGAAGCCGUUGAAUAAAGGACAAGCAGGACUAACGGCAACGGCAACGGCAACGUGCAAUCAUGGGGUUACAGAAAGUAUUAAACACCUUUAUCCACCUGUAUUCAUUUGGCAUUAUGGUCGGGUAUCUACUAAUGGUGCUGUUAUCUCCGCUUUAUCAAAAGAUCUCUAAACCCAUGUCCCUGAGACCGAUUCUGGUGGUGUAUAACUAUGCAUGUAGUCUACUCAGCGUCUGUACCUUCGCCAUGUUCGCUUACGGUAUGUACGACGCCGGGUCGGUAUUUCGCAUGGAAUCUACACUGGUACUCAAGCAAGCCUUCCUACUCUACCGCAUAGCCAAAUACAUUGAGCUUCUAGACACCGUCUUUAUGAUUCUACGCCAUAAACGACGGCAGAUUUCAUUUCUUCACGUGUAUCACCACGGCAGUAUGAUAAACCUCGCGGAGUUCUCAUACCUCUUAACGCCAUGGGCGGCCGUUGCUUUCUCCCUUGGUCUUAACUCGCUCAUACACGUUUGUCUUUACUUCUACUAUGGACGGUGCGCAGCAAAUCCAGAUAGCCCGCCCUCAUGGAAGAAACAAAUGACCCAGCUACAGAUUGCGCAAUUCUUCGUCAUACUGGUGCACUGCACGGUUGGUUACCUGUAUCAUGGUUUCUGCGGCUAUUCUAUAUUCUUUUGUAUGACAAUGAUUUAUCUUUUUGGUAGUUUUUACGUCGUUGCAUUUCUCAGGUCUAAACAGCCAAAGGAUCAAAUAAAAUCAGAAUGAUGCAAAAUGUCCACAAAAUGUAUGUUAUUAUUUUUUAAAGUCUUUUCUAAGUUUUUUUUUUCCAGAACAAUGAAGUUGGAUGGACAGUAAUGUAAGGUACAUUAAAACAACAUUUAGAAUUAGGUUGUAGGACUUCAGCAACAUUUUGAGGAGGUGCCAGAUGGUGUUGUUCAGAAUGUAAAGGAGUUGAAUAUUGGCUGAAAAUUUAAAACUGUACGCUAUAACGAUGCUUGCUCAAACAAGUCUAGAAUUAAACUGCAAUUCUUUGUAUUUUCAUUACAUUCCACUGUAAAAUGUUUUCUCAAGACCACAUGACUUGUGAUAAGUUUUAGUACUAUUAAUCAUGAGAAUAGCAGUGUGUGAUUUUUUAAUUAUUUUUGUUUAUAUUUAAGAAACAACCAAAAGGUUCCACGUCGUUUAUCUCCAGCUGUCUAACCGUUAGUUUUGCACACCACUUGGUAGUUUCCUAUACAUUAUGUUAAUCCUAACGUCACGUGUUUUGUUUACACAAUCUUAGCCACAGAGCUCAGUGUUCAUGCACGCACUUUUAGUUCACAGUUUAACGGAAGAAAAUGUCAAAUCUUGUGAAAAUUUACAUCAUCUUUUUUAUUUGCCAUAGAGGGUAUCAUUGUUCAGCUGUUUUUUUAUUAUUUUUUUAUGUUGGAGUUUUUUAUGUGAAUCACAAAUCAACUUGUCUGUCAGAAUAAAUAUUUGGCAAGUUCUGGAUCACACUUUGUUUGUUUUGUAAACGAAUUGACAGUAAUACUUUUGCGUCUUUCGUAUUUUGUGAACAGUAUAAAAUUUAAGGGGUAUUUCUUGACCUCAUUCCCAGGUGUUUGCUCCGAAUAUGCCUUACCAUAUAAUAGUAACAUGAGGCGGGAUCGAUAUGGUUCUUUGCCUAUGGGAUCAAGGCUUACACUUCCUUCAUUUAUCCAAUUUACAAAGAAACAACCAUGGAAAAUGAGUUUGUUUAAAUAUUUCAAUCUGGAAUAAAAUUUGAAUUUUUCUACCACAA
Messenger RNA from Asterias rubens (European starfish), 1889 nucleotides. RefSeq names its product elongation of very long chain fatty acids protein 5-like. The record is from RefSeq and is a predicted model, not a curated record. The coding region runs from base 170 to 874 and encodes 234 amino acids. Gene Ontology annotation, biological process: fatty acid elongation, monounsaturated fatty acid; very long-chain fatty acid biosynthetic process; fatty acid elongation, polyunsaturated fatty acid. Lineage: Eukaryota; Metazoa; Echinodermata; Asteroidea; Forcipulatida; Asteriidae. Gene Ontology annotation, molecular function: fatty acid elongase activity. The transcript has 3 exons. Gene Ontology annotation, cellular component: endoplasmic reticulum membrane.